Molecule: messenger RNA, 2401 nt
Organism: Limulus polyphemus (Atlantic horseshoe crab)
Lineage: Eukaryota; Metazoa; Arthropoda; Merostomata; Xiphosura; Limulidae
Gene: IP3K2
Product: inositol-trisphosphate 3-kinase A-like
Exons: 7
Coding region: 99-827 (242 amino acids)
Biological process (GO): inositol phosphate biosynthetic process
Cellular component (GO): nucleus; cytoplasm
Molecular function (GO): inositol-1,4,5-trisphosphate 3-kinase activity; inositol tetrakisphosphate kinase activity
Source: RefSeq, a predicted model, not a curated record
GAAAUUACAUAGAAUAUCAGAGGAACUUCAAGUCAGGAGGACAGGGAACAAUCCUGAAGAAGCUCUGUGGACAAGAAGAAAUAUGUCUUCAUCAGUUAAUGGGUGAUGCCUUACGGCCUUUUGUUCCUGAUUUUAAAGGAAGAGUGGAAAGUGAUGAUGGAGAAAUUUAUCUUGAGCUUCAGGACUUGUUAGCUGACUUUGAAGGUCCAUGUGUCAUGGAUAUCAAGAUGGGUGUUCGAACAUACCUUGAGGAAGAAUUGGCCAAAGCAAGGGAAAAGUCAAAACUCAGAAAGGACAUGUAUGAGAAGAUGGUCCAUAUUGAUCAUGAAGAGCCAACAGAAGAAGAACAUAGAAUGAAAGCUAUUACAAAACCUCGAUACAUGGUUUGGAGGGAGACUAUUAGUUCAACUGCCUCCUUAGGAUUUCGUAUUGAGGGCAUAAAGCAUGGUGAUGGAACAUCCACUAAAGACUUCAAGACAACAAAGACAAAAGAACAAGUUGCUAAAGCAGUGAGGAUAUUUACAAAUGGUUAUCCUGGUGUCUUGAAAAUGUACCUCAAAAGACUGGAAGCAAUUCUUCUUGCUUUGGAAUCUUCCGUUUUUUUUGCAAGUAAUGAGCUGAUUGGUAGUUCACUCCUGUUUGUUCAUGACAAUCACACAGCUAGCAUUUGGUUAAUUGACUUUGCCAAGACCCAUCCAGCCCCAGUUGAAAUGAAACUCACCCACAGGGAUCCUUGGCAGGUGGGAAAUCACGAGGAUGGAUACCUUAUAGGUAUCAACAGCCUCAUUGAAAUCUUCAUGGACCUUUUGAAGGAGAAGUGUGGUUAGAUAGUGUCCUUCAGUAUGUCGCAACAAGAAAGCUUUGCUCAGGGAGAGUUAUUGAGAUUCAUGUAUGUUAAGGUCAUUUCACAGCUCAAACUUCCACCUGGAAUCAGCCUGGUCCUGGGUGAAUGGAGCUCAAAAGCCCGGUGAUAUUGGAGUGAAUAACAAAAGGAGAAAUAAAAACAUGAUUGAAAUUGAACAAAUAUCAUAAGGACAUUUGUUAUAGAGAAAAAGUCACAGGCAUUGGUAACAUGUUAUUUAUUAAAAUGAAAAAAACAUGAAAGAACACUUAAUAAUUAUGCUAAAAAUUAAGAAGGGAAAUUUGAAUUAAUUUGUGCAAAAUAUCAUAUUGUUGGACUUCCAAUGUUAUUGCCCAAUUAUCAUGGACUCCAAUGGAUACCAGCUGAUAGACUGCAGUGACCACUACACCAGCUUUUGGGCACCACUGGCCAUUACAUCAGUCGCUUGGCUCCAGUGGUCAGUACACCAGCUGCUGGGCUCUAGUGGUCAUUAUAGCAGCUGCUGGGAUACAGUGGCCAUUACACCAGCUACUGGGCCCCAGUAACCAUUACAUCAACUGUUGUGCUCCAAUGGUCAUUACACCAGCUGUUGGGCUCCUUUCACCAGAGGUUUGAUGCUAGUUGCACUUCUGAACAUUUCUGUUAGAACACUGAGUGAAGCUGUAUUGUAAGUUUUAUAAUCACCAUUAUUCUACUUGGUAGAUAACACUUUUUUCUUCAAGUUUUAGUGUUAUUUUAGUAUGUAUAUAAUGCUGUUUUAAUGAAUAUCGACCAAUAAAACAUGACAACUAAAUAUUCCAAGCAUUUUUCUAUUGUCAGAUAUGUACAAAGGCUUAAUUGUUUGUUUUGAUUUGUUUAAUGCAAUAUAAUUUGAAAAUUGUAAUCAAGGACCUCCACUGUAUCAUGUGCUCGGUAUUUUGAUACUUUUAAGUUACCCAAAUGAAUAAUUAUUAUAAACAUGGCAAUUUUGAGCAGCUUAAUAUGAUUCAUAAACAUAUGAUAAUAGUAUUGAGAAGAAUACGCAAACAGUAUCUCAGAUUUUACCUGAAGUACGCAUUUUGUUAUUAUGCAGUUUUGCAUUUGUUGAUCUGUUUAUCCUAGAUAUUUAAUUAGUAAUACAUUUGCUGUUAUGUGAAAAUAAAAGUUAGUUCCUUUAAUAGUAGCAUUCUUGAUUCUACUAGUUAAUAACACAUUGGUUAAAUUUGAGCACCAUUAUAGUCAGUUGAUUAACUGUGAAACACUACUUUACAGCAAAGCUCUUAUUGGAAGUGAUUAAAUCUGUAAACGUAAUACAUACCAAAUGUACUUGAUAUAAACCUUGUCCUUAGUAAGAAAUUUAUUCUUACAAAUUUGUUUAAUUUCUAACAGGAAUGGGUAGCUACACUAAAUCUAUGUUAAGCUUUUACCAGAUUUGUGUUCACACUCCAUUUACACUUCCCUCAUGUGUAUGAUACUAAACCAUUUGGUUAUACCCUUAUCUGGUUGAUAUAAGGACUGUCUGGUUACAGUCUUGUCUGAAAGAUUCAGAAUUAUUUAAUUUAAACUUUUGUCUGUAGAAUU